Scophthalmus maximus (turbot) is the source of this 2527-nucleotide messenger RNA. Its product is annotated as protocadherin beta-15-like. Gene Ontology annotation, cellular component: plasma membrane. NCBI's taxonomy places the organism in Eukaryota, Metazoa, Chordata, Actinopteri, Pleuronectiformes, Scophthalmidae. The transcript has a single exon. Bases 107 to 2527 code for a protein of 806 amino acids. The record is from RefSeq and is a predicted model, not a curated record. Gene Ontology annotation, molecular function: calcium ion binding. Gene Ontology annotation, biological process: homophilic cell-cell adhesion.
UCGCAGUCGUGGGGUUCUGCUAAAUUUAUGAAUAUGCGACACACAAUGCGUUGGAUAUAUAUAGCUAUUUUGUAACAGGAUCUGUGAAUUCAUAUUUUGCUGGAAAAUGAUGGGGGCCAAAAGACAAACUCGAACAAGGAACUGCUCCUGUUUUUAUUUUUACGUGGCUCUACUGUUGUUUUUCGGGAAACGGGUUCUGGCAGAAAUAAGGUACUCGAUUCCGGAGGAGGUAAAAGACGGCACUGUCGUUGGGAAUGCUGCGAAGGAUCUUGGUCUUGACAUCGCCUCUUUGUUUGACCGACGGUUCCGCGUUGUUUCUGAAUCGAAGGAGACGUUUUUUGAGGUGAACCAGAACAAUGGGGCUCUGUAUGUGCACAACAAAAUCGACAGAGAGGAGCUCUGUCAGGGCAGUGGUGCCUGCGUAAUGGAGCUAAAAGUCAUCGUCGAAAACCCGUUGGAAAUACACUACGUGGUUGUGGAAAUUACUGAUGUGAACGAUCACACUCCCAGUUUCCCGGAGAAAGACCAAACAUUUGAAAUAGGUGAACAGACGUUGCCAGGAAUGCGUUUUCAGCUGCACACUGCUCGUGACCCCGAUGCAGGAAUUAACUCUAUUCGUACUUUUACGUUAACGUCGAACGAUCACUUUGAAUUAGAUAUCCGUCAAAGCGAUGAGGAUAAAAUACCAUUUCUGGUGCUGAAAAUGUCACUGGACAGAGAACAAAAGAGCAAACACCUGCUGACUGUUACAGCUAUUGAUGGAGGUAAACCUCCGAGAUCCGGCACACUUAAUGUUUCCAUUAUUGUUCUUGAUAGUAAUGACAAUCGUCCCAUGUUUAGUCAAGAGAUUUACCAAAUUGAGAUACAAGAAAAUGUCCCAGUCGGUACGUCAGUGUUAAAAAUAAAUGCGACCGAUCCAGAUGAAGGCACCAACGGAGAAAUUGAAUACAACCUCGGAAAAACUCUAAAGAAAAAAGUCUAUGACAUAUUUGAAUUGGACAAAUUAACUGGAGAGAUUCGAGUAAAAGGAGCAGUGGAUUAUGAAGAGAACGACGUUUAUAAACUAGAUAUUCAGGCAUCUGAUAGAGGAACACCUCCGCUGACAGGUGAGUGCAGGGUCGUUAUUAAAAUAAAAGAUGUAAAUGAUAAUCCACCGGAAAUAGAAGUGACGUCACUGUCGGACGUAGUGGCUGAAGACUCAAAGCCUGGCACAGUUGUUUCACUACUUAGUGUGCGGGACAAAGACUCAAAGGUAAAUGGAAAAAUUAUAUCAAGCAUAACCUCAGACGUACCUUUUCAAUUACAGCCAUCAUACAAAGAGAACAUAUAUUCAGUUAUUACUAAAGACUUUUUGGACCGAGAGCAGGUGUCGUAUUAUGAAAUAACGAUAAAAGCCACCGACUGCGGUGAACCUCCCUUGUCUACUUUUAAAACUCUGAAUAUUAAGAUAUCCGAUGUAAACGACAACAGUCCACAAUUCUCCCAAAAUCCUUUCAAGUUUUAUUUGUCAGAAAAUAAUGUUGCUGGGAAGUCAAUAUUCUCUGUGAGCGCAACGGACAGAGAUUUGAAUGACAAUGCAGCGAUUUCAUAUCAUAUCGUGAGAGAAGGGAGUCAGACUGACAUACUGUCUUUCCUUAAUGUAAACCCUGAUAAUGGACAUAUCACCGCGCUGAAAAGUUUCGACUUUGAAACACUGAAAACUUUCCACUUCCACGUUGUUGCGUCAGAUUCCGGAACUCCGUCACUGAGCAGCAACGUCACAGUGAACGUGUUCAUUCUGGAUCAGAACGACAACGCUCCAGUCAUCCUGUAUCCAGUCAGCUCCAACGGUUCUGCUGAAGGUGUGGAGGAGAUUCCCCGCAACGUGAACGCAGGACACUUGGUGACUAAAGUCAGAGCCUAUGACGCUGAUAUAGGAUAUAACGGCUGGUUACUGUUCUCACUGCAGGAAGUGACUGACCACAGUCUCUUUGGUUUGGACCGCUACACAGGACAGAUCAGAACACUUCGCUCAUUCACAGAGACAGACGAGGCUGAGCACAAACUGAUCAUACUGGUGAAAGACAACGGGAACGUUUCUCUCUCAGCAACAGCUACUGUGAUUGUCAAACUCGUGGAGCCCAAAGAGGCUUUUGCAGCUUCUGACGUUAAGAGUUCAACAAAAGCAGAUGAGGACAACAAUGUGACUUUUUACCUGAUGAUAACUUUGGGCUCAGUUUCAGCACUUUUUCUCAUCAGCAUCGUCGUGUUGAUUUCAAUGCAGUGCUCAAAAUCAUCCCCAGACUAUACUUCUAAAUAUCUACAAGAGACUAAUUAUGAUGGGACACUGUGUCACAGCAUCCAGUACAGAUCUGGAGACAAACGCUACAUGUUAGUUGGACCCAGGAUGAGUAUAGGAUCUACUAUAGUCCCAGGAAGUCAUGCGAACACUCUGGUGCUCCCUGACAGGAGGAGGGGAUCUGGAGAGGUAAGACUUAAAUGUCGUGAUUUCAGAUGUGGAUCAUCUUAUUCGAGGUCCAUUGUCUAA